GCUUCCCGUCCCGCCCGACCUCCCCGCCCGAGGUCUUUUCUCCCGGGCGGUCAUGGCGGGCAGCCUGCGGCAAUUCGCGUUCGUGGGCACGGCGGUUGCCGUCACCGGUGGGGUCGCCUAUGUUCUUUGGCGCAAUUACCUCUCCACCCAAGAGCCUCCGGGACGCGACGAUCAGCAGUCUCGGCUCCGGGUGCAAGAAGAAGGCACAGGGCCGCCGGCGGGACAGGAUAUACCAUCGAACAAGCAAAUCUUGGUUCUAGGCUUAGAUGGGGCAGGAAAAACCAGUGUUCUCUAUUCACUAGCAACUAACCACGUAAAGCGCAACACAGUUCCCACCAAAGGUUUCAAUGCAGUGUGCGUCAACACAGAAGAAACAAAGAUGGAAUUCCUAGAAAUUGGGGGCAGUGAGUCUUUAAGAGAGUAUUGGAAGAUGUAUAUGCCGAGAGUCCUGCUGCUGAUCUAUGUUGUAGACUCAGCAGAUCACGAACGCUUCCCAGUUGCAAAAACACUUCUUCAUCAGUUGGUCCAGAAUAAUUCUACGUUGCCAGUAAUGAUUCUAGCCAAUAAGCAGGAUCUUGCAGACGCAUAUUGUAUCACAGACAUUCAUGAUGCUUUGGCUUUAUCUGAAAUUGGAGACGAAAGGAAGAUAUUUCUGAUUGGUACACAUGUGGCAAAGGAGGGCUUAGAGAUCUCUUCCGGCUUGAAAGAUACCCGGGAACUGAUUACACAGCUGGUGUCAGAAAUUCUGUGAUAAUGAGACAGAAUGGAAUGCCAUAAUAGGACAUGGAAUGGCAACUAUGAGUAGCUCUCUUCUAAUCUUGAUGGCAGUCAGACCUCAGAUACAGAAUUGCUAUGAAAAUGGUUUUGAAAUGGAAAGAAAUGUUUUGUUUAGAAGUGCUUUAGCAGAAAAGAAGACAGUAUUCUCUUGAGAGCCCAACAUUUCUACAUGUAAUAUGUAUUUCUCCGAAACAUUUCUUUUUCUAGGUUGUUUCACAUGUGAUCACUCCUUCAAUUUAAAUGCAUAUUUCUGUGUCAGCUUUCCUUUAAAAAAAUACUAUUGUGUAGCAUUUCAGAGGAGGCCAAAGUUGCUAACCUGGCUAAAUACUUAUUAUCUCUAAUAUACAGGGCAUAGAGAAAAGAUUAUACCCUAAGAGUGUUUUAGGGACUAGAGAUUUCAUGUUCAAAUAACUCUGGAGGUUAUAAAUUAUUUUCUUACUUGAGAAAAUUUAAUGGAAAACAUAUAUAGAAGUAUACCUAUUCAUGAUCUUUCCUUGGGACACUCCAGGGGAGAAUAAUUAAGCAGAACUACUCCACAGUUCUUUUAGUAUUAUCUCAGUUUUGUUUAUUAACAAUGCUGAAUUCAAUUCUGGAAUUUAAAAAAAGUAGGAUAUAGUAGUGAUACUUUGGACUUUGGUGUUUGAGGAGCCCUUUUCGAAAUACGAUUAGACAAGAAAACAAAUUUACAGAUUACAGAAAAAACCUAGAUCCCUCACUUGAGGCAAAAAUAACCAAGUUCAAAUUAUAUUUUAAACUUAAGAUGGACCAUUGAGAAAUCUAUAAUUCUGGGAAAUUGGCAGGAAAGAUGAUGGACUUGAUUACAGAAGUGGUGGGGCACCACUGAAAGGUCUAAAUUUUAGGGACAGAAAACAACCUGGAGAAAGUCUAGGAGAUCUAAACAUCUUAAUCUCCACUACCAGUAAACUCCAUGCUCGCAUUUCAUCAGCUUUAGCAUGUGUUCAAUUACCAUCUUUAAAAUUUGGUUCUACCAAUUUCUUCACUAAUGUUUAUUUACUAUUUAAUCCCUCAAAGUCGUAUUUCUAAAAUCAAGAGAAAUGAGACCUUCAAAACUGGCUUUUCAAUCAAAUAACCAAAUCCCAAGGCCAUUAUUAAUAAUAGUAGGAUAUUAUUAGAUUAUUAUUAGAUAGGAGGACCCAAUAAUGUGGCUGUGUUCCAGCAUUUUAACAUCUCAGACUUCUGCCUAAUCGGGUUGGUUCAUUGGAAAUCUAAAGAUAAAAAACAUUGAUAUGGCGAAUGAGUGAGAAUUGAUAUGAGAAUGAAUAGGGUGGUGUUUGCUUCAAUUGGUAAAAUUUACCCUGAAGAUCUUCAGUAGAUCUACUCCAGGUGAUAGGGUACACUCACCUUUUUGUGCUCCAGAGGAACUUCUAUUGUAGAGUUCAUGCUGAUUUCUGAAAAUUCAGUCCCUGUUUAAAUUUUAGUAUUAACUUCCACCUUGACAGUAAUCACUUAUCAUUAAUAGACUCCUUUGCCUUGAGUCUACAGAAUAGGACAACUGCCUCUCAACCUUGCUCCCAUCUGUUUUGUCCCUCAUCUGAUAGAUACCAUCCAAUACAGUCUAGUACAGUGUUCCUCAAAGUGUGAUCCUUUCAGGAGCCUGCAAAAUGAAAAAUAUGUGCCAGCUUAUGUUGAAAAAAAUACAUUAUUAAAAUGCCAUCAAAUGAAAUGAAGCACAUGUCAAUUUAAUACAGUAAAUGUUGAUGAAUGUAACCUGUGCAAGUAACAGCUAUUUUGGGGUUCUUUGUAAGUGUUAAAAGUGGGAAGGAAUCCUGGGGGGGGGGGAGAAACAUUAGUAAAAUACUGCAUCUUAAUUUCUUAAAUCGUAGUUCAACCAUUUGAAACAAAUCAUUGGUAAAAUCAAGGAUACUUUUAACAUUUUUUGCCACUGUUCAAAAAAGUGACUGAUUUACCUCAGAACAGCCUAAUCAAACUCCAACCCAUUGUUCAAAUAAAGAGCCCAAACCUUGGUUUGUAAGAAUAGUGUUUGAGUGAAGGCUAUAUUAAUCCAGUUUAUAGAAGUGCUCAGUUCAGCAAUGAUUCUCCCUAUCAUGAAACAUUUCUUAUACUAAAAGUGUGAUAAAAACAUUCCUUAGAGAGAAAAGACAAUACUAUGCAUUAAUGAAAUAGAGUUCCAACAGGCAGUAACAAAUAAAGAUGAUUGUUCUGGCAUUUUAUAUUAUGCAUCCUUUGGUAGUGAUUCUCUUGGCUCACCAUAUCUGAUGCAUACCCAGGUUGGUCCCCAGCUUCACAUAACCAGAUCUAAAACUGAUUUUCCUGUUUUAAAAAUGGUAGACCCCAGGUCAAAAUAGGAUUAUGCCAGAAUGGUUGAAAACAAAUCCUUAUUGAUGAGUCUCUCUGUUAGCCCUCCUACUUACUGCCAUUAAUAAUUUUUCACCCCAAAGAAUUGGAUAAUUCUAACACUUAUUAUACAAGUAAGGUGAUGGGCAAAACCAAUUAAUUAUUGCCUAAUUAAAUUAAAUAGUAAAUUCUAUGCUCAAUUUUUGACCAUAAACUUUUAUAGACUGCUUGUAUUUGGAGAAUAUCUUGGACCCUGAACCAGCAUGCUUUGGACCAGGAUAUUCCAUCAUGGAUCAGUGUGCAAUUCUGCACCAUUUAGCUGCAAAGUAUUCCUAGCCUAAUGUUGCUCUCAUUUAGGUCCUUGAGGAAAUUACCUGCAACAAGCAUCCAUUGAUCAUCACUUGUCAAAUUUUGCUACAUCAAAAUGCAACACGGGUUAGAGGCAAUUGUAAUGGCAAUUUAACAACUCUGUCCACAGACAGGUCAAACAGUGCGAUAACCUUGACGCUUUAUUGUUUAACCUCUGCAUAAAUGACAGUGAUGUAACUCUUUUUAUACUAUUUCACUACUCCCAACACUUGCCUAUUAACCUAUUUCAAUCCUCUUGUACAUAGGAGAUGCAUCCAUAUUAUCUGUAAUUUGAAAGGAUCUUCAGAGGUGCCUAGCUGCUAUAAUGUCCUGUCCUAGGAAAUUUCUUGCUAUCAACUACUAUACUCUCAAGUUUAGAUAUCUUUAGAAUACACCUUAAGUCCCUUGUUAAAUGGAAAAUUAACUAAUUGAUUAGGUCAAGAUUGGAGAGGAGAAAUAAGAGGCAGUUGAGGAUGUUUUAUUAUAAUGUCAGUUUUAUAGGUCCUGCAUGCUGGCUUAAUUCUGUGCUAAAUUUUCUACUAGAUAGACAAGAUAAGCAUUUCAUAUCUGAGCUCUGGUACCAAUGUUACUCAAUAGCUACAUUUUGUUCUGUUAAAUACAGUAUGAAAAUCUGCUUUGGGCUGAACUCAAUGAACUGGGGUAGUCACCAAAUCCAUAUAGGGUUAUACAAAUCUAACCUUUGAUUAACAAGGGCAAUUCUGGCACUCUGGUUGCUAUGGAUAAGGAAAUCAUUGCAGUCAUCAAGCAAGGAUAUCACAUGAUUGCCAUUUGCAAUCUUCUGCCAGGUUGUCCAUUGACUUUGUUGGAAAUCAGCAAAUAAGGUUGCCAGUGGUGGCUGCCUGAGGGCAGGAUGCUAAAAUGGUAGAAAUUCCAGGACUAGGCAAAAGUACCACUGUUCAAAUGGUUGUUAAACGAGUGAUUGUUAAGCAGGAAGCACCUUAAACAUCCAUUAGAUUGUCAAUUAUGCCACUUUGUUCUAUUUGUAACAAAUACAGCUUGGUUCCUCAAGCUAUAAGCUCAGGGUGACAUUUCAUUUUAGUUUUACAAAAAUAUUAACAAUUUUGAUUUGAUUUCAGGCUUAGCUGGUUGGUAUAUUUUAGAUAGUUCAUAUGGCUCUUACCUCCUAUUUUUAUAUUGUAUUAUAUAAUUUAUUUGCUAUGUUAUCUCAUGGUUUUGAAUUUCUGUUUGUUACAUUGAUUGGUCAUUUAAUAAUACUAGCAGUCUUAAUAUAAAUUCCUUGAAGAAUUGAGAGUGUCUUGAAAAGUUUAAGUAUCCCAUAUAAAUUGGGAUAAUGUCUUUAUUUUUCAUAUAACAUCA
Molecule: messenger RNA, 4779 nt
Organism: Thamnophis sirtalis
Lineage: Eukaryota; Metazoa; Chordata; Lepidosauria; Squamata; Natricidae
Gene: ARL9
Product: ARF like GTPase 9
Molecular function (GO): GTPase activity; GTP binding
Source: RefSeq, a predicted model, not a curated record